AUUAAAAAUGUCGCCAUUAAAGGACCUUGAAACCCUCUCUCUUCCGGCUCCAAUUCCCCAAUGGCCUCCCGGUCAAGGCUUUGGCUCCGGAACGAUCAAUCUCGGCCAAUUACAAGUCAUCAAAAUCACGGAUUUGGAAUUCAUAUGGCGAUACAGAUCCACAGAGAAGAAGAACACGUGCAUUUCGUUCUACAAACCAAAGGGACUGUUACCUAAAGAUUUCCAUUGCUUAGGUCACUACUGUCAAUCUGAUUCUCUUCCCUUAAGAGGUUAUGUUCUCGCGGCAAGAGAUUUAGUAGCUUCACUAGAACAGGAAAGAAAACCUGCAUUAGUGGAACCUGUUGCUUUCACACCGGUCUGGAGCUCGAAUGAUUCACAAGAAGAAUGCAGUAAAAGAGAAGGCGGUUACUUCUGGUUACCCCAGCCUCCUCAAGGCUAUAGAUCAAUCGGUUUUGUCGUUACAAAGAGUCCCGCGAAACCCGAGUUGAAUGAAGUUAGAUGUGUGCGAGCUGAUCUAACUGAAACAUGCGAAACUCAUGAAGUCAUUGUCACUGCUGUAUCAGAAACUUCAGGUGUUCCAUUGUUCAUAUGGAGAACUCGGAAUGUGGGGAAAAGGCGUCUCUGCAGAACUCGGCUUGCUGCUAGAGAAGAUGUCAGUAUUGCUUGUCUCAAAAACCUUGAUUCGGGUUUACACGCAAUGCCAAAUGCUGAUCAGAUUCAAGCUUUGGUCCGACACUAUGGUCCUACACUAAUGUUCCACCAUGGUGAAAUCUACUUACCAUCUUCCGUUUCGUGGUUCUUCAACAACGGCGCGGUUCUCUGCGAGAAGGGGAAUCCGAUUUCUGAACUUAUCCAUGAGAAUGGCUCGAACUUGCCGCAAGGAGGAAGCAACGACAAGCGGUUUUGGAUCGAUUUGCCGUGUGAUGAUCAGCAAAGAAGUUUCGUCAAGCGAGGAAACCUUGAAAGCUCGAAACUUUACAUUCACAUCAAGCCUGCUCUUGGAGGAACGUUCACGGAUCUCGUCUUCUGGAUCUUCUACCCUUUUAACGGACCAGCGACCUUAAAACUAGGAUUCGUCGAUGUCUCACUCAUCAGUAUCGGCCAACACGUCUGCGAUUGGGAACAUUUCACUCUCAGAAUCAGCAAUUUCUCCGGCGAACUUUACUCGAUACUGCGCGUAGCGAUCUCUUUGUGGAUUCGAGCUCGCGGUACGAGAUCGUUGCGGCGUAGUAUCUCGGCGGCGAAGUAUAUGAGGGAGUGGGGACCAAAGAUUGUGUACGAUUCGAGGGAGGAGAUUGAGAGGUUGGCGAAUCGAUUCCCGAGGACGGUUGGGGUCUCGAUUGCCACCGUGUUGAGAAAACUUCCGGUGGAAUUAACCGGCGAGGAAGGUCCAACGGGUCCGAAGGAGAAGAACAAU
Messenger RNA from Thlaspi arvense, 1417 nucleotides. NCBI's taxonomy places the organism in Eukaryota, Viridiplantae, Streptophyta, Magnoliopsida, Brassicales, Brassicaceae. The record is from the annotation of a GenBank genome assembly.